CACAACCACUUACAUCAAACGAGGUGCCGAGGAACCCGGAGGAGUAACUAUAGAGAAACGUGGAAUUCAAUUGUGGGCGAGAAAUAAGGAAAGUCCAGCCAGCGAGUUUGUAAGCGCCAUUGGUGGGCCCAAGCGACGGUUGCCGGAACGUGAUCUGAAUGAUAGUUGUAAUGAGAGCAGCGGCCAUGAGGAGGCAGCCGAUCCUCGCCUAAAACAUACGACUUUGUGAACACAGCAGGAGUGUGGUGCCAGAAGCAUUUUCUUCAAGAGAUAAAAACCCUCUCGGAGCUCCAGCUCUCCGGUGGGCGAACACUGCGGUCGCUGGUGAAACUGGGUCACUGGAGGACGUCGACAGGGCGCUCUGCUGCAUGUUUACGCGAGCCUUCCAUGUGCAGCCCCUUAACACCUAGCCGGCGAGCCUCUGUCCCGACGAGUGACUUUGAGCCAGCUCGUCUGUAGCAUCUUUUGCAUUUUAUAUGGCAACUGUGUCACUGUGUUAGCCAGGAGUGACCUAGGGGCCCGUGUGUGUGUGGGCAGAGCACCAGGUGGGUGUGAGGUCAGGUGGAGGGGGCGUGUCCCUGGUGCGACGGCGGCUUGUGAUUGGGUGAGGGCGGGGCCUGGUGGCGCGGCUGGCCAGUGGCUGCUAGCUAGUGUAGCGGGAGGCUGGGAGUCGCGCGCCCGUGGUACCGCAGUGAGAUCAAUGGGGAAGAGUCUCACACGAUAACUAGGCCCAUCACACCCCAGGCCUCCGCGCCCCACGCCCACCGGCCCCCCGCCGCCACAAACAAACCUCCAGUGGGCAUCACGACGUCGAUGGUGCCAGACUAGUGACGGCGGCUCCUGCACCACUGCCCUCCCCCUAUUCCCUUCACCCCACGUCAACGACAGCCUCAGCCUUAAUUAAGCCGGAGAAUCCUUGAGCCUUAUUGUAAGCGUGUGUGACCCUGAGUCGAGCGACGAUGAGCUGCUCUGAUCCUCUCCUGUGGAAGGCCGCGCGUUGUGUCGUGUGCUCCUGAGUGUCCUGAGUGCUGUGCCGACCCCCGCCUCCCGCCCCGCCUCCGUCACGUCCUCGCGGCCACAGUCUUCGGUGGUGUCAGUGCAAGUCCUUCUCUCCGCCGCUGGAGUCUCGCUUGCGGCCCAGCCCGGGAAAGGGUGUAGCUAAGGCAGUGCUUCUCGUCUCGACUGAGGGCGGUCGGCGGCGUGCUCGGUGCCGCGGUGUUGUGAGUGCGAGCAGUGUAUGUCAUGCUGAGCGGUCAUGGCUUUCUGGUGAUCCUCCUCCUCCCACCCUGGCAUCGGUCUCCUCAAAAUCAAAACACUUCCUAAAAUAAUUUUGCACAAUUGGAGUAAUUUUUUUCCAAAAAUUUACUGACCCCCCAAACCCCAGAUCCUUUAGUUAACCAAUGGCUUCCCCUCAACGCCAAGGAGAGAGUCUAGUCAGAUGUAGUCAGAGAUGAUGUGUUUUUUCUGGGACAAAAAGACUUUCUUCAGUUAACGUGGAAGCCAAGACAGCGCUGAGCAUCACGACACUCGGAAAAUAAUAAUAAUAAUUCUAUUCGUAAUAAUAAAAUAAUAUUGAAAAGAGAGCAAGAGAAAAAAAGGCCUCAAAGUGAAUGAGAGUUAAUUUAGUCAGUGCGGCGACGAGAAGAAGAAGACCGGCAAGAUGUUGGAUAUCUUCCGUGGCCUCAAGAACUUCAUCAAGGUCUCCCACGUGCACAUCGACUCCUCGGUGUUCCGCCUCCACUACUCCAUCACGGUGAUGAUCCUGCUGGCCUUCAGCCUCAUCGUCACCACGCGCCAGUACGUCGGGAACCCCAUAGACUGCAUCCACGCCAAGGAGAUCCCGGAGGACGUGAUCAACACCUACUGCUGGAUACACUCCACCUACACCAUCCCCUCGGCCUUCAGCAAGCGGCUCGGGGUGGACGUGGCGCACCCCGGGAUAGAAAAGUCGACGGACGAAGAGGAGAAGCGAUAUGUCAAGUACUACCAGUGGGUGUGUUUCUGCCUCUUCUUCCAGGUAAGGGACUUGUAGUGGUUGUGGUGGAGCCCUCACGUGUUAGGGCGUGUUACGUGUGUGUGUGUGUGUGUGUGUGUGUGUGUGUGUGUGUGUGUGUGUGUGUGUAUCCGCCUCUCGCGUGUUCCGUGUGGUGUUGUCGUGAAGUCAAAGAAAUAUAUUUCGCGUCAGUUGAUAUUUUAACCAGUCAGGCGAUCAAGCAGCCUGUUCAUUAUUCUGUCAACAAGCGUGACUGUUGUUAAUCACACCGCCAGCCAGCCAUGAGAGUCAGUUAUCCAGCCACUCGAUUAAUCAUUCAACCACGAGGUCACACAAUUUACCACACAUCCAAUCAUUCAACCAGCCAGUUACCGUCACCAGUUACUCUUCAUUCAAUUCAGUGUCAGCAAGUCAGUCAACCAGUCAUUCAUUGAUCCAGUAUCUGCAUAUCAGUCAACCACUUACCCAUCCACCCAACCAGUCAGCCAGUCUGUCAGCCGUUCAACCUCUCAGUCAGCCAUUCAGGUACCCCUCCACUCAGCCAGCCAUCCGUCCAUUCAUUCAAUCAGUCAGUCAAACACUC
Molecule: messenger RNA, 2576 nt
Organism: Eriocheir sinensis (Chinese mitten crab)
Lineage: Eukaryota; Metazoa; Arthropoda; Malacostraca; Decapoda; Varunidae
Product: innexin shaking-B-like
Exons: 1
Coding region: 1661-2032 (123 amino acids)
Cellular component (GO): gap junction; plasma membrane
Molecular function (GO): gap junction channel activity
Source: RefSeq, a predicted model, not a curated record